ACAUUCCAGCUACCAUUUCCAAGGCAAGACCUACAUCGGAAUCCUGCAAUGAACUACAAGGUUUUCUGCUUGGUGGCCAUUGCCCUAAUCGUGGGCUCCAUCGGCUCAGCCAAUGGACAGGCAGCAUUUACUGAAGAGCAAUGCUCCGUGGAACGUUUGGCACGUGUGAACUGUGGAUAUUCAGGUAUCACACCACAAGAAUGCACCAAACAAGGAUGCUGCUUUGACAGCACUAUUCAAGAUGCCCCUUGGUGCUUUUACCCUCGUGCAACUCCGGAAUGCUGAGGAAAUGGAAUUUUUUGAAGACAGCAGUUUUUGCCAGUGGAACAAGCAACUAAGGACAGACCUUUAAUGAAACAUUACAUUGUAUCAAGGAUCCUUCUUUCUCUCAUGAUCAGUUCUACCCCUUGAAAGGACUUUAAUUUUAUGUACUGAAAUGUGUUACAAACUUACAGUCAGGCACUUGUGUAAUAAAACUGUAAAUGGAAUC
Messenger RNA from Xenopus laevis (African clawed frog), 490 nucleotides. It is a transcript of the gene tff3.S, whose product is annotated as trefoil factor 3, gene 1 S homeolog. The record is from RefSeq and is marked provisional. NCBI's taxonomy places the organism in Eukaryota, Metazoa, Chordata, Amphibia, Anura, Pipidae. Gene Ontology annotation, biological process: maintenance of gastrointestinal epithelium. Gene Ontology annotation, cellular component: extracellular region.